AUGUUGCGAAAACUCACCGUGGAGCAGAUCAAUGACUGGUUCACCAUUGGCAAGACAGUCUCUGGGGUGGAGUUUUUGGGGGGCGACCUCCGAUCCGCAAAACAGCAGCCGCUCCCUGCCAGGGUCAUACAGCCUGAGCUGAGUACUGGCACAGAAUAUGUGGAGAGAUACAGACAGCUGGAGGCCAAUGAACUUGGUGCAUCAGACAACAAUUGUCCUCCAUGUGAACCAGCUCCACUUCAGCCAUCCCAGAGUGAAUCCAACGCCGUGAUGUGCAAACCAGUUGACAAUUACACAUACCCCAAUUUACCCAUAUUAAAGUGCAAGGAAGAGAUCAUUUCCUUGAUUGAAAGCAACUCUGUGGUAAUUGUGCGCGGAGCUACUGGCAGCGGCAAAAGCACUCAGCUUCCUCAGUUUGUCUUGGAUCGCUGUGCGCAACGCUCUCUCUACUGCAACGUUGUGGUUACUCAGCCCAGGAAGAUUGGUGCCAGCAGCAUCGCAAGGUGGAUCAGCAAGCAACGGUCAUGGCCUCUGGGGGAGCUUGUAGGAUACCAGGUUGGUUUAGAAAAAGUGGCAUCAAAUGACACAAGAUUGAUUUACAUGACGACCGGAGUUCUCCUUCGGAAAAUAGUUGCGGCCAAAAGCCUUGCAGAGUUCACUCACAUCUUCAUAGACGAGGUGCACGAGCGCACAGAAGAGAUGGAUUUCUUGCUAUUAGUGGUUCGUAAACUGUUGCGCACCAAUUCACGAUUUGUGAAGGUGAUUCUAAUGUCUGCAACCAUCAACUGCCAGGAGUUUGCUGACUAUUUUGCUAUUCCAGUUCGCAACAAACUAUGUCCUGCCUACAUGUUCGAAGUGGAAGGCAAGCCCCACGCAAUUGAAGAAUACUAUCUGGAUGAAUUGAAGCCGAUCUUCCGUCACAUCAGGAUUCCUCAACUGGUUGUCGAGGAGCCACUGAUACGAAAUGAGAUGUACAAAGUUGCUGUCGCCCUGAUCCAGUGGUUUGACGAGCUGGAAAUGAAGGAGAACAAGAUGGAUCAACACUGUUUGGAUCUUAUGUCAGAUCGUGGCAGUGUGUUGGUGUUCUUACCAGGUUUGGCAGAAAUAAACUACAUGCAUGAACUGCUUACAAACAUGGUCCAUAAAAGAUUACAAGUCUACCCACUCCAUUCCAGUGUCACGCUGGAAGAACAGAGUAAUGUGUUUUUGGCUCCAGUUCCUGGUUACCGGAAAAUCCUUCUGUCUACAAACAUAGCUGAGAGUUCUGUAACUGUUCCCGAUGUCAAAUAUGUCAUAGAUUUCUGCCUAACCAGAAUGCUGGUUUGUGAUGAAGACACCAACUAUCAAAGCCUGCGGCUGUGCUGGACUUCUAAAAACAGCUGUAAUCAGAGGAGAGGUCGUGCAGGUCGUGUUUCGAAAGGAUAUUGCUACAGGCUAGUAUCCAGAGACUUCUGGGCAGACUGCAUACCCGAGAGCUCUGUUCCUGAGAUGGCGCGCUGCCCAUUGGAGAAUACUGUGCUGAAGGUAAAGCUGCUUGACAUGGGGGAGCCCAGAGCUUUGCUGGCGACAGCCCUUACUCCACCCACUAUCGGUGAUAUUGAACGCACUGUUCUACUGCUCAAGGAGAUAGGAGCCCUUGCAGUUGGUGCCCCUUCUGACGACACCAAUCCUUACGAUGGAGAGCUGACCUUCCUGGGAAGAGUGUUGGCACAAUUACCUGUAGACCAGCACCUUGGCAAACUGAUAGUCCUUGGCAAUGUCUUUGGGUGUCUGGAAGAAUGUCUCAUAAUAGCUGCAGCCCUUUCGUUGAACAACUUCUUUGCAAUACCUUUCAGACAACAUCUGGAUGGAUACAGGAAUAAAAUGCAUUUUUCUGGGAACAGCAAGAGCGAUUGCAUUGCGCUCGUCAUGGCAUUUAAGGAGUGGCAGGAAAGCAGGCAAAAAGGAAAGCUCAGACAUCCCAAGGAUGAACUUGAUUGGGGCCGUUCCAAGUAUAUUCAUAUAAAAAGAAUUCGAGAGGUGGCUGAACUGUAUGAGGAGUUAAAAAGGAGAAUCAGCGAAUUCAACAUGCAUGUUAAUCCGCAACCCCCUGCCAUGGACCGCGACUACGUGUACAAACAGCGCUUCAUUUUGCAGGUUAUCAUCGCUGGUGCUUUCUACCCAAAUUAUUUUGCUUUGGGGCAAUGUGAUGAAGAAGUUGCUGCCAGGGAGCUGUCAGGCAAAGAUCCCAAAACGACAGUAAUGUUAAAGAGCGUGCCCCCCUAUGGCUUCCUCUACUAUAAACAACUGCAGUCGCUGUUUCGACAGUGUGGCCAAGUAAAAUCUAUUUCCUAUGACGGAACCAAAGCUUUUGUUGAGUUUUCCCGGAAUCCAACCGAACACUUUAAGACACUUCCUGCUGUGUACAUAGCCUUGAAGAUGGCACAACUACGUAAUCGGUUUGAACUUAAUAUACAUUUUUCAGAAGAGAUUGAAGAGAAAAUGGACAUGGAAUCAAGUGUGAUAGUUAGGGGCGCACGUGUGAAGGUGGACUUUCAGAAGCACACAGUGGCUCCCAUGCAAAAAUUUUGCAGCAUUUCAGAAAAAAUGCAGACCAUUGCAAGCCUUGAUUUGUCGAUCAAUGUCACAGAGGUGGUGGAGGUUGGACACUUCUGGGGUUACAGAAUCGAUGAAAAAAAUAUGACUUUAUUAAAAAACCUGUCUGCAGAAAUUAACCAGCUAAACCUGAAGCCUCUGUCGAUCAGUCCCUAUCCGGACUUGGUUUGUAUGGCGCCAUUUAAAGACUGGGAAAAUGAGAAAUUCUACAGAGCCCAGAUCUUGUAUGUGUCUGGGGAGAGUGUCGAGGUUUUCUAUGUAGACUAUGGCAAUAGAUCCAAAGUGGCGCUGGACCACCUACGAGAGAUUCCGGAUCACCUUCGAAAGCUUCCUUUCCAGGCUUUGGAAUUUAAGGUGCGCAGAAUGCGUCCUUCUGCACAAUCUCUGGUAUGUGGAGAGCAGUGGAGCUAUGCAGCGAGCCAAAGGUUUGCUUCGUUGGUUAACCACUAUGCACUGAUGGUGAAAGUCUUUUCAGUCGUGCACGGUAUCUUGCAUGUGGAUGUAUACCGGCAUUCUGGGAUUAUGGAUGUUGUGAAUAUCCGAGACGUGCUGAUUCAAGAAUGCUAUGCAGAAUUGUCGGAAGACUCCUACGAAUCAAAACUAAGCAAUGAAACUCUCAAGGAGCUGUUUGCGAAGCCGGAUACGAACAAGGGAAAUAGCGUCACAAGUGCUGAGACUAACUCAAGGGAGGAAGAAGAGGAGCGCCUGAUUAGAGCGCUGUUGGAUAGCUGCACCAUCGGCAGGCUCGGGGCGCCGAACUGCAAGGCGGUCCUGCUUGGCCCAUUCAAUCCGUACUUCUUGAAGGUCAGCAGCAUGACCAGGAUCUCCCGUUUCAGAACUGUCUUGGCAGAGAAAAAGAGCAUCAACUCCGUGAUCGUCGAUGAUGCUCCCGAGGAUUCAUUUCAGCAAAUGUUGGUUGCUGCAUCCAUCUCCGUAAACGCCACAGGAUCUACCAUGUUUCUGAGGGAGACUUCGAUCAUGCCUCGUAUCCCAGGACUACCGGCUUUGGUUAGCAUGCUGUUUGCUCCCGUGAUCAAUCUUAGGGUUGAUGAGACCAGGAGGAGGUAUGUUGGUGUCCUUUGUGGCCUGGGAUGGAACCAUUCUCUGGGCACCCCAGUCUUUCCAGAACAUGACAUGGAACUUGCAUUUGAUGUGCAGAUUAACGCUGAUGAUAUAACGCAGAUAAACAUCCUAAGAAAGUCCAUUAACAAGUUAGUCUCUGAUGGCCCUAACGGCUUGUUACAUUUGGGUCAAGAGAGAAUUGCUGAUUUACAGAACAAGGCUCGCCAGAACCUGUUAAGCUUGAUUUGCAAAUCUAAGCCUCGGGAAGUAAUUCCUCCUAAGUGGUAUGCAAAGCCAUAUGAGUGGGGCCAGCUGAAGACAGAGUUUGUCAUUGACCAGUCUGAAGUGCAGGACACAAGACGAACCAACACGUUGCUUUACCAGUUGCAUAACUUGAUUCUGUUGAAUGCCUGAGUCUCUGCUUCCCAGGUACACUUACUGGAGGGAAGUCCCAUUGAAAUUGGCAGGAUUUAUUUCCUAAUAAAUGCAUUUUUAAGUUCAGAACGUUGACUGGUUUUGAAGUCAUCUUUGUUCAAGAGCAAGACGAAAGGAAUGCAAGAAAUGUUUUAAGAGAUCCAUCUGAAGUUCUUAGUUUGUAUCUUCUCCCCUCCCCCCCCUUUCAUCUUUUUGAUCUUAAAAACCCAAGUAUGUGCACUGUACCUGAAUUUGGGAUUACUUGGGGCAAAAGCUGGAUCUGCCAAUAUCUUCUUUCAUUUCCUUUUUCUUGAAACUUUUCUAAAUAGCUGGGGGGAGGGCCUGGGGGGGGAGAGAAGAGAGAUUUGUUAGGAAUGGUGGUCCUGGGAGAAAAGAGGAUUUGGCCCUUCUGUGAAUUUGGCCCCCUUGAAGCACUGUUAUCCAGUAAGGGGGAAAUUUAUGCUUCUACUGGGGCAAAUGGCACCUCUGGAAAUGUGUUGAACUGCCUUAGAUCAGUCCAAAAUCAUUCAUCUUCUGUCCCCUUGCCCCCCCCCCACCCUGCACAGACGCACUACUGACUUUUAACAAAAUCUAAAGAGAUGGGUGAUUUUACCCACACUGCCUUGCUUAGUUUGGCCUUUGGUUUUCUCCUUAAAGGUUUAAGAAGAUGCACAUUUGGCUGUAGCUAAGAAGAUUCUGCUUAACUGUUCUUCAAAUGAUCAAACUGACAAAUCCAGCUAAGGAGUUUGUGUUUUUAAGUCUCUGUCUUUCGGUCUGGCUGUUUUGCCUUUCAAUUAACAUAUGCCAGUUGAUCAAGUGUGACGUUUACACUAUUUGUUUUCCUGUUACCAGAUGUAUAACAACUUCUAGUUUUGUUUACAAAAAUAAAGUAAACAGACAUCA
This is a messenger RNA of Heteronotia binoei (common prickly gecko), 4974 nucleotides long. It is a transcript of the gene TDRD9, whose product is annotated as tudor domain containing 9. Gene Ontology annotation, cellular component: intracellular anatomical structure. Lineage: Eukaryota; Metazoa; Chordata; Lepidosauria; Squamata; Gekkonidae. The transcript has 36 exons. The record is from RefSeq and is a predicted model, not a curated record. Bases 1 to 4071 code for a protein of 1356 amino acids. Gene Ontology annotation, molecular function: RNA binding; ATP binding.